CUGAUUUUCAUAUCCAGAUCGAUCGGCUACUUCAACAUGAUUACAGGCGUGUCUCUGCUGCUGCCUCUGGCCGUAGUUUCACUUUUCCCCGCCCUCGCUUCUGGUGCCGACUAUGGCGACGAGGUCAAUCCCGCUUCACAAUUCAAAACGAAGACGAUUCCAGAUGGAACGAUGCCUCCAUUGCCGGAUUUUGGGGUGCUCGCAGAGAAUCGUUUGAGUUCUUGGGAUGAUGACAAUCUUACGCUCACUACUAAUGUUUUAAUACCUGGAAAUUUUCUGGCAAGGAAGCACUUAUCAAAUGGAUACAUUGGCCUUGCUGAGGCUUCACUUGGUCCAUUUUUUGAAAAAGACUUCAAUCAAACACAUCGAGAUGGAAAGCAGCCAACGGAACCAUGGCCAGAAUUCAAUCCUCGUCAGAGUUUUGCAGGUAUUAUCGGAUUCUUCGACCGACAACAUAACACGACGGAAACAAACUAUCCGGAACUUCUCGAUAGAGGUGAUGAGAGUGUUAUCUCUGGUAUACCUCACUUCACUGAUAUACAUGUCACCGCUGGUGAUCAGGUGCUCAAUUCUACUGUGGACUUGGCUACUAUCAGCAAUUUUAGCAGUUCGCUGAAUUUAAUGAAUGCCACCGCAAGUUGGAGUUACACAUGGACUCCAAAUUUGAAUGGCAAUUCAAGCUUUGGGAUUGAAUAUGUGGCGUUUAUUAGUGCAGCCAGAGUUAACGUCGCGGCCGUUCAGCUUAUUGUCACACCAUUGAAUAACACAACAGAAAAUAUCACUUUAACUGAUAUACUGGAUGGUAGAAGUGCUGUUAGAUCGUUUUUGGAACAGAAGGGCCAUGAUGAUGAUGCGGCUAUAUAUGUUUCGAAUCACCCAAAUGGUCUUCCAGAUGUUUCGGCAUGGACAUACUCUACGGCAAAGUUAUCAAACAGCAGCUUAAGCUCUGUUUCGCUAAGAUCUAUCGUAUCUCCUAACAAUAAUUCUAUGACUAUUGGACAAGAAUGGGAUCUCGAGCUACUAUCUGGACAUCCAAUCACCUUUCAAAAAUUUGUUGGUAUCGCCUCUACAGACAAAUUUCCCAAUGCACAAAUGACAGCAGCUCAAGCAUCUGAUAAUGCAACAAGAGAUGGAUGGGAUGUGCUUCAUACUGAGCACACUGCAAUCUGGAACCAACGUAUGCAAAGCAGAAUCGUCGAUUACAGGAACCCUACCACCGGUCGUCUACCAGAGAACGAUACUACGGCUGAGGUUGAUCAAAUCAAUGCUGCUGUUAGUCGAUACAUGAUCCUUCAAACACUUCUUCAAGAAGAUGAUAAUGAUCUAAAUGACAACGGCAUUGGUGUUGGCGGAAUUACUGCUGAUCCAUACGCUGGUAUGACUUUCUGGGAUAUGGAUAUCUGGAUGUUCCCUGGUAUAGCUCUGACUGAUCCUGAUUAUGCUCUUCAAAUGAUCAAAUAUCGUGUCAAGAUGUAUGCUCAAGCCAAAGUCAACGCUCAAGAAGAUUACGUACAGGAAAAGUACAAGUUCGAUAAAGAUUCAAUCUUGUACUCGUGGACUUCGGGUAGAUAUGGAAAUGCAACUGGAACAGGUCCCACAUUAGAUUAUGAGUAUCACAUCAAUACCGACGUGGCAAAGAUGAUGUUGGACUACAGAAGAAUCACUCGCCAUGAGGAAUACUUCAGAAAGGAAUUGUGGCCAGUGGGGAAAUGGAAUAUCUGGAAUAUGACUGAUCCUGACGAAUGGACUAAUCACGUCAAAAAUGGCGCUUUCACUCAAGCAUCUUUCUUUCAAAUCAUGAACUCUAUCAUUUCCAUUAAAAGGGAAUAUAAUGAAACGAUUCCAUCUACUUGGCUCGACAUAGCCGAGAACAUAACUAUCCCCGUUUCUUCCUCUGGCAUCACUCUCGAAUACGAAGAUAUGCCCUCCAACAUAACCGUCAAGCAAGCCGAUGUAACGUUGAUGCUCCAUCCUCUUUCCCUUCCAGAGUCGUCCAAGCCUAUCAAUUAUACGCUCGAAAGGAAACAAGCCGACCUUCAAUAUUACACACAAAAGCAAUCUCUCCAUGGUCCAGCCAUGACAUUUGCCAUCAACACCAUCGCUACACUAAGAUACGGACAUUCUGGCUGCUCGGCCUCUACCUACAAUAAGAUAGGUGUAUUCUCCAAUCUUCGCGCACCAUGGUUCCUAAUGAGUGAACAAGCCAACGAUGACACUAACGCAAAUGGAGGAUACCCACCCGCAUUUCCAUUUUUGACCGGUCAUGGUGGUACGAUGCAAAUUGCUUUCUAUGGAUAUCUAGGUCUAGAUUCUUCACAGGACGUUCUCACUAUUCAACCAACUCUUCCUCCACCUAAACAAUAUCUCACGCUUAAUGAGUUCACUUGGGCAGGAUAUAAAUUCAGUGCUAGCAUGAAUAACACUCAUACUAACAUCACCUUUACUGGAGUCUCACCUUCUUCCUCCAAUCCCCAGAACACAACCUCGGUUCCUAUGGUUCAAAACCUCCCUGCAUCUCGCCAUCCACAACUCAAGUUCAUGCUAUCUUUCAAUCAAACCCUCACAUUAGAAAAUGAUAUGUAUUGGCAGGAUUUCACCACGCCAAAUAACCUAAUUCAAUGUCUUCCAAUCAUCGGAUCUGACGAUACCGAGUUAAAUCGCUGGCCAGAGAGUGUCAAUGACGGGGAUGUAGGAACGAGCUGGCAACCCGAGAAUACAAAUGGGUCCUCUAUCUCUAUUGAUACAACUUCUGUGGCAGGCGAAAGAAUCAAAACGAUUAAUGUGGUAUGGGGACUACGAAUUCCUACCAGCGCCUAUGUCAUGGUUUUUAACUCCACCAAUGCUUCAGAAGGAGAAGAGUUUCUCCUUCCUCUUCCUAAUCUCGAUACUCCAGAUGUGGCAGAUGUUAUCAUCACUAGAGAUGUUGAUGAGCUAGCAGAUGCUAUGUCUUCAGAUGAUUUUCCAGAAGGAAAUGGUGAAGUGUAUUCUGGGGACGAUGUAAGACUUGAGGAAGGUUACAAAACGACGUAUACACUACCUGAUGAUAAAGUAGUGUAUAUGGGAGAUACAGCUGUGCUUCAGAUUGCUGGGUGUAUAGGUAGAAGCUGUGGAGUUUUUGGAGAUGAGGCAGGGGCUACAGUGGAAGAGUGGGAGAUAAUUGGUGAAGCUUAG
This is a messenger RNA of Botrytis porri, 3171 nucleotides long. RefSeq lists its product as uncharacterized. Gene Ontology annotation, molecular function: alpha,alpha-trehalase activity; carbohydrate binding. Gene Ontology annotation, biological process: trehalose catabolic process. The transcript has 3 exons. NCBI's taxonomy places the organism in Eukaryota, Fungi, Ascomycota, Leotiomycetes, Helotiales, Sclerotiniaceae. Gene Ontology annotation, cellular component: fungal-type cell wall. The record is from RefSeq and is a predicted model, not a curated record.